UGCACUCAGGGAACGUGGAGCCUCAUUCAUUGUUACCGCCUCAUUAAUAUUCUCUCAGCGGGGAGUUGGAGUGCAGAGACCGUUCAAAUGUGCUGAAGUUUGAGAGGCUGAAUGGGAUUUCGCUGUCACAUCGUUUUUAGCAGUGAAAACAAAUCCUCCCUCGAAUCUACAAUAAAUCAAGACUCCCAAGCAUGGCAAGAGCAAAGACAUUUCAGGUGUGAAGAAGUGAGUCAUUCCAUAUCCAAGCACCUGCACUAGAAUACAUGAGGAGUAACCUCCCUACAUCCCGGACGUGACCCCCAUUCAUCUACGUACUUUCAGCUGGAAUCAUUUGAUGUGGGAAAAACACAAUGAUCACUAUGUUUCGAACCUGCCUGAGAGGGAUCUACAGUUGCCACUGGAACCAGAGAAGUAAUGAACAAAAAAGUGAUCGCUGCUGGCUCUCAUUUCUGUCUUUUGUGUCCAUACUUGCCCUGAGCUGGAUGUACAUCUGUUUUAUCGCCUUCAACGACCACUACGAUGUAAACAAUGAACUCUUCAAAGCAGUGAAAAAAUGGGUGAACUGGUACAUGAUAGUGAUGAUCAUUUCAGCUGUGCUUGCCAUAUACUGCUUGCUUUUACUGGUAUUUGGAUUGCUACAUCUAGCCAUCAAAGAACCAUUGAAUUUACACUGUCUGCAUAAGGUGUUUCUGUUUUUGGGUCUCCUCGCUGUUACGUUGGAAACAGCUGGAUUUUGUUUCAAAUGGGAGAAGCAGUGGAAAGCCAUCUACAUGUCCUUUCAGGCUACUGCUCCUUUCCUGCAGCUGAGUGCUGUGGUGGCAUUAACUGUGAUCAGCUGCCUCGUCUUCCAGAGCUAUCAUAGAGCUAAAACAACUGCUUGUAAGAUUUUCAUAAUGAUGACCUUCCUGGUUGUGUCCGCUGCUGUGUUCCUGUGUCCUCUUGCAAUCUGCUCUCCAUGCAUUACCAGUAAUCUGCCCCCAAAACCUGCCCUCAUUGGACAUCGCGGUGCUCCCAUGCUGGCUCCAGAGAACACUUUGAUGUCCUUCAGGAAGAGUCUUGAGUUUGGUGUGGUGGCAUUUGAAACAGAUGUGCAACUUAGUAAGGACAAGAAGCCAUUUUUAAUGCAUGACUGUGGUAAGAAUUUUCUGCUGCGAACAACUGAUGUAAAGGAUAAGUUUCCAGGUCGAGAUGGAAGCAACAACUUCACAUUGCAAGAGUUAAAAACGUUAAAUGCAGGCAAAUGGUUUUCAAGGUCGGAUCCAUUUUGGACUCUGUCAUCACUUUCAGAGGAAGAGAGGAGGGAAGCUGACAACCAGACAGUGCCAUCUCUUUCUGAGCUCUUAGACCUGGUCAAAAAACAUAAUGUAUCCCUCAUAUUUGACCUGAAAAAUGAAAACAACUCAACGGUAUUUCAAAGCAGUGACUCCUUCUACACCACUGAAACGAUCAAUAAAUUAGGCAUCUCACCUGACAAGAUAUGGUGGCUUCCCCCAGAAUAUAGACACGACGUGAUGAAGAUGGAACCAGGCUUCAAGCAGGUGUAUAAUAAGCAAAAGGAAAUGCUUAUGGACGGUGGAAACUUCAUGAAUAUGAACUUCAGUUCACUUAGUGCGCUUGAAAUAAGUGAGCUGCGGAAAAGCAAUGUGUCUGUGAAUCUCUGGGUUGUGAAUGAGCGCUGGCUGUUUUCAUUACUCUGGUGCUCUGGGGUCAGUUCAGUGACCACCAAUGCCUGCCACCUCUUCAAAGACAUGUCUAAGCCUGACUGGCAUCUGGAACCUAAUAUGUACAAAGGAAUAUGGAUCGCGACUGACAUAGUAUCAUUGCUGUUAAUGAUUGGGCUGUUCCUUUGGCAAAGAAGGAGACUGACUGGUGAUUGGUCAACAGGCAUUUAUUGAACACAACACAGCCGGAGAAGAAAGAGCUACAUUUAUCCUCCAAACACAAGUGAGAAAGGCAUCCCGCUGCUUGCUCUCUGAGUGAUGUCAUCCUUUCCAGGAAUGGGCAUUUCCUUGUUUCAGUAUUUGGAUGAUUGUGUGGUCAGAAAAACACACCACAUUAAAUGUGACAUAAUUUGCUUGUGCAGAGCUGGCACCAGCUAACAAAACAAGUCAUUUCAGACAUUUGAUUUGUAAAAUCAGAAUUGUUAGUAUCACACAUCAGUGCUUUUGUACAUGUUUGAUUUUAUGAAACUUUGAGCCAUUCAAAAAAAGCAACUACUUUAAAAUUUAGUUCUACUUUUUUUUUUGCUACUUUGUCUACAACUACUGUACACGUUCAUUUAGCUGAUCUGAUCUGAAUGUACUUUUUGUUUUAUACUGAGCCUAUAAAAUAUUCAUCACAACACUUCAUGACACCUUAGAAAGACACUUAAUAUACAUAAAGUGAACCAUAAUGUUUAUAAUCAUGUAUAGAUGUUUUUAUGAUAAUUUUAAUGUACUUUUUAUUGAUACUUCAAUGGAAAAUAUGGGCAUUUAUCAACUCACUUUGACAAGUUAUUUGUGAAAAACUGGGAGAAAUACCUCUCUUCUCUCAUUCUGUCUCUUUCAAAUUGCAUUAGAGGCCAAGGUUGGUUGAAUUUCUUUUUGUUGGUACAGGGGUCAUUUUGGAGUCAUAAUUAUUGCAAUGUAUUCUCUGUUUGUAAUUCAUAUGAAAUUAGUGUAUUUGUGAUUAAAUAAUAAUAAUAGUCAUUUUUAGAUGUAAAUAUUUUUUUAUUGAACAAGAGAACAUAAACUGAUAAAUACUUAAAGACUACCAAGGUAAAGUCUAGAUAGGAUACAGCUGCGGAUAUGCAUGUCAAUAUAGCAUUAUUUUUAUGACACUGUAUAGCAAUAAUCCAUAUUUUUACAGCACUGUGAUGGUUGGGUUUAGGGUUAGGGUAGGGGUAGACAUUAAAAAUACAAUUUAUUGGGUAAUUCAAUAAAUAACAUUAAUAAUACUUGAUACAACUACUGUUUUUACGUUACUGUGAUGGUUGGGGUUAUGGCUGGGGUGGGGGUGGACAUUAAUAAAAUACAAUUAAUGGAAAAUUUCCAUUCAAUUCGUUAACUUCUGGCUGCAACCAUCUCUAGCAACCAACUACCAACCAGCCCUGGUCUCCUGUAAUGGUAGCUAUACAAUUUAUUUUGUACUGUUAAAUGUGAAUUUCUUGUAUAAAAUGUUGUUUAUGUUUA
Molecule: messenger RNA, 3170 nt
Organism: Danio rerio (zebrafish)
Lineage: Eukaryota; Metazoa; Chordata; Actinopteri; Cypriniformes; Danionidae
Source: RefSeq, a predicted model, not a curated record